UGCCAUUUCAGGCAGCAUUUCAACGGCAUCUAAAUGGACACCCAUUGCAACUGCUUUCGCAAAUUUUCGACAUCUAGCAUGUUUCGCUGCACACAUAGAACAAUGCAGCCCCCAUCAAUAGUGCCCAGACAAUGCAUAUUACUCUCGAAAGUUCAUGCAUUAUUUGGUAUGGGGUUUUUAGUGCAUAAUGGCUGCGCCCACGAUGGGACCCUGCCAAAGCCGAUGCAUUAUCUAGGAUAUGCAUAACUGGGAUGUGUACUGUAUAUUAUGCGACAUGCUGUACAGUGACAUUGUCAAUCUCGGACUCCGAGGGACAGUACCUGGUUGUGGCUUGCCACGGUUAACUUAAUGAUCGCCUGUGAUCAAGGACCGACAAUACUAGUUGAUACGGCAGACCAGUCUGACAACUAUCACAUCAUUUUCCAUAUUCAAUUUCUUGAAUUUUCUUCCUCCUUCCUCAAUUCCAGAAAAAUGGCUCUCGACUCUCAGGGAAUCCUUGCAGCGGUGACCAUCGCAAUAUAUAUUCCCUUCCUAUUCAUUGCAAUCAAGUUGGUGAUGAAGUACGGCAAAUCGCGAGGUGAUGGUUGGAUCUUGUUGUUGGCAUUUAGCAUCAUCCGACUAUUGGGAGGUGUUUUGCUUGUCGCAGCUGAGGCUAUCACGCCCGCAAACAUUUCACUUUACACCGGCGGCUAUUCCCUAGAGUCAUCUGGCCUAUCCCCACUGUUGCUUUGCACGCUGGGUCUGUUGCACUCAAUGUUCCGAACUCCCGAUGGCUCGUCGAGAUAUAACAAACAAGUUCGCCUUCUUCAACUCCUCGGCAUGGUCGCUCUCCUCCUUACCAUGAUCGGCACCUCCGAUGACACAAGUUCCAGUGGGAACACCAUGCGCAGGGUCGGUGUGAUCCUCUUUUGCGCCCUAUACAUCAUCCUUGUCGGCGUUUGCGUCUACGUAUGGACCCAAGUUGGCUUUGUCAUGAGAUACCACAAGCAGCUCUUGAAGGCUGUCUCUAUCGCACUUCCAUUCUUGGCCAUUCGGACGCUCUACGGCGUUCUGUCCACAUUCUCUUCGAGCACGGUUUCGGUAACCGGAUCCACUGAGUCCAACACCAGCGAUCUGGCAAAAUUCAACAUGAUCACGGGCGAAUGGCAAAUCUACCUCGUAAUGGACAUGCUCAUGGAGUACGCCGUUGUGAUCAUCUAUGCUGUUGCAGGCAUCGUGCUUCCCCUCAACGAAGAUUACAAGUCUGCAAAUUCGCAUCAAGAUGAGUACCCCUUGAUUACGAAGCAGGAUGUCGGUUUAAUGGGCCUAAUGAUACCGUCUCCAUAA
Suillus plorans is the source of this 1326-nucleotide messenger RNA. RefSeq lists its product as uncharacterized. Lineage: Eukaryota; Fungi; Basidiomycota; Agaricomycetes; Boletales; Suillaceae. The transcript is spliced from 6 exons. The record is from RefSeq and is a predicted model, not a curated record. The coding region runs from base 349 to 1326 and encodes 325 amino acids.